AUGACACACAACCACAACUUCCGGCUGAAUGAGCGAGAGGUAGUCAAAGUUUCCAUGAUGCAGACCAAGGGGAACUUUCUGGCAGCAAAUGACCAGGAGCUGGACUGCGAUGUCCUGAGGCUGGAGUAUGUGGGGGGCAUCAGCAUGCUAAUCGUGGUCCCGCACAAGCUGUCUGGGAUGAAGACCCUCGAGACACAGCUGACGCCCCAGGUGGUGGAGAGAUGGCAGAAAAGCAUGACAAACAGGCUCAUUUCAUCUUUGCAACACCACUUCUCAGAAGCACAGAGCUUUAGCUCUGCCAAAAUGAAACGCCUCUUCCAACCUCUCAUCGUUUCUCUCAUACUAAUGUCCAUGCGUGGGAGCAACAGCCUGGCCAGUCAGCUUGAGAAAGGAGGGGAAGAUUCUCCAUCAGCAGAUCCCCAGUGGGGGCAGUUAAGUAGCAAAAACCUGAGCAUGCCCCUUCUCCCCGCCGACUUCCACAAGGAAAACACGGUCACCAACGACUGGAUCACAGAGGGGGAGGAGGACGAGGACUAUCUGGACCUAGAGAAGAUAUUCAGCGAAGAUGAUGACUAUAUCGACAUCAUUGAUGCGGUUUCGCCAACCGAUUCAGAGGCCGGUGCUGGGAACAUCCUCGAGCUCUUCCAAGGCAAGAGCCGGAUCCAGCGUCUCAACAUUCUCAAUGCCAAGUUCGCUUUCAAUCUUUACCAAGUGCUGAAGGAGCAGGCCUGUGCUUCCGACAACAUCUUCAUAGCCCCAGUGGGCAUUUCCACGGCCAUGGGUAUGAUUUCCUUUGGACUGCAGGGGGAGACCUAUGAACAAGUGCACUCGAUUUUGCAUUUCAAAGACUUUGUCAAUGCCAGCAGCAAGUAUGAGAUCAUGACCAUUCACAAUCUCUUCCGUAAGCUGACUCAUCGCCUCUUCAGGAGGAAUUUUGGGUACACACUGCGGUCUGUCAAUGAUCUUUACGUCCAGAAGCAAUUUCCAAUCCUGGAUGACUUCAAAAGAAAAGUAAGAGAGUACUACUUUGCAGAGGCCCAGGCGGCUGACUUCUCAGACCCUGCCUUCAUAUCAAAAACCAAUAACCACAUUCUGAAGAUCACCAAGGGUCUCAUAAAAGACGCUCUGGAGAAUAUAGACCCAGCUACUCAGAUGAUGAUUCUAAACUGCAUCUACUUUAAAGGUAAGAAAUAGCUUUAAGUUACUCAAAACAAACUCGUGACAUACUCUUUUAAUGUGCAGAUGGACUGAACAUCAAGAACUGUAUUCUCUAGCUCAAUUGAUCCAGGAAACCAAGACACAAGGUCAGCUCACAGGGAAGAUCAGGAUGAGAUGACGGUAGCUGCUGACGCUGAGCCCUAACUCUGUGCUUUAUGCUCACAGAAACUUCACCACAACCUUGCUAUUAGCAUCCCAUUUUACAGACAGAGCCGUCAAGGCACAGGAAGUAAAAUGAUGCUCCCAGGGCGCACAGCCAGUAAGGGACAGAGCCAAGGUUGCACCAGGCAGGCCAUCUCUAGUGCUUUGUUAAAUUGGAAGAAAAAAUGAAAAACCUUUUUAGCAUUUGGCCAUCUUGGAUUUGAGUUUUUUUCAUCUCCUCUCCCAAUUAUCAGUAAGCAGGAAUAUGGACAAGAGGCUGAAGACAGGUGUCUGAAAACUGUUCAGCUUGACUAACAUUAAUACCUGCAACUCCUUUUUGGGAUACUUGUGCACUAAUGGGCAGGAGGGGGUGGGGAAAUAAACUAUUAUUUCCAGACCAACUAUUCUGGGCCAGACAAGAAAGGAGGACAUUCCCCACCACCAUACCACUACACA
Leptonychotes weddellii (Weddell seal) is the source of this 1815-nucleotide messenger RNA. Lineage: Eukaryota; Metazoa; Chordata; Mammalia; Carnivora; Phocidae. The record is from RefSeq and is a predicted model, not a curated record.